This is a messenger RNA of Helianthus annuus (common sunflower), 3414 nucleotides long. RefSeq names its product protein SMG7. Gene Ontology annotation, biological process: nuclear-transcribed mRNA catabolic process, nonsense-mediated decay. The transcript has 8 exons. Gene Ontology annotation, cellular component: telomerase holoenzyme complex. The record is from RefSeq and is a predicted model, not a curated record. Bases 324 to 2852 code for a protein of 842 amino acids. NCBI's taxonomy places the organism in Eukaryota, Viridiplantae, Streptophyta, Magnoliopsida, Asterales, Asteraceae. Gene Ontology annotation, molecular function: telomerase RNA binding; telomeric repeat DNA binding; protein binding.
AUUGCCGACUAGACCGAACCUAACCAAGAAACAAAAAUAUAAUAAUAAUAACAUGAUCAUUCUCCUCCCAUUUCCCUUUUUCUCCCACCGCACCUCCGCCGUGCGUCCACCGUUGAACCAAUUCAAACAUUCGCAGAUCUCGUAACGAUUUCAUAUAUUCACGCCUUUUUCCGAUUAAGGCGAUCUGUUGACGGUACUCUUGUUAUAUUUUGUUUAAGGAUUCAUCCAGAUCUGAUUCCGAAUAGUUGAUUGCUUAGUAAGUGGUAGUGCUGUUUGGAUCAGAUCUUUUGGAGCCAAGUUUUGUCACACUUAUUUGAUGGACAAUGACUAUUCCAAUGAAAAACACUUCGAGUAAUGCAUCAAGGGAGCGUGCUCAUCUUCUUUACAAUAAGAAUGCUGAGCUGGAAAUUAAUCGUAGAAAAGCAGCACAAGCAAAAGUCACAUCAGAUCCAAACGCAUGGCAACAGAUGCGAGAGAAUUACGAGUCAAUACUUCUAGAAGACCAUGCUUUCUCUGAACAACACGACAUCGAAUACGCUUUAUGGCAGUUACAUUACAAACGUAUUGAAGACUUACGCGCACGCUAUAACUCUGCUCAAGCUUUUGCAUCACAAAAUGCUAAAGGCGUGGCCCGAUCUGGGCCCGACCGAAUCACCAAAAUUCGUUCUCAGUUUAAGACCUUCUUGUCAGAAGCUACUGGAUUUUAUCAUGAUUUGAUGGUGAAAAUUAGGGCAAAAUAUGGGUUAUCUCUAGGUUAUAUGUCAGAUGACUCACAAAACGAUAAAGAUGGAAAUGAAUCUAUUGAUGUGAAAAAAGGUCUAAUAUCAUGCCAUCGAUGUCUUAUAUACUUAGGGGAUCUUGCGCGUUAUAAAGGGCUGUAUGUUGAGGGUGACUCGAAAACUCGAGAUUUUGCUGCAGCGUCAAGUUACUAUAAGCAAGCUGCUACUCUUGUGCCUUCCAGUGGUAAUCCACAUCAUCAGCUUGCUAUUCUUGCUUCUUAUUCUGGAGAUGAGCUGUUGUCUGUUUACCGUUAUUUUCGAAGUUUAGCUGUUGACACCCCUUUUACUACUGCAAGAGACAAUUUGAUCAUUGCAUUUGAGAAGAAUCGUCAAAGUUACUGUCAGCUGCUUGGGGAUUCGAAACCUGCUCCUAUCAAAAAGUUACCUGCACGGAUGAAUGGAAGAGGAAGAAACAGAGGUGAAGCACGCGCUUCUCUCAAGGAUAGAAAAACAGAACCGCAAAUUGCUCUCGAAAAAGACAUCACUGUCCCUGAAACUCUUAAAGCUUUCAGCAUUCGAUUUGUCAGAUUAAUUGGCAUUCUUUUUACUCGCACAAGCUUAGAAACUUUUGGGGACGUUUUCUCAUUAGCACGGACUGAAUUUCUUCACCUACUAUCUUCCGGAUCAGAUGAGGUGCUCAACUUCGGGUCAGAUUUUAACGAGUGUAAACUUUUCGUAACCCGGUUCAUAUCAAUCAUGAUAUUCACAGUCUACAAUGCAAAUAAGGAAACCGAAAAUCAAUCAUACACCGAGAUUUUACAACGUUCUGUUGUGCUUCAAAAUGCUUUCACCGCCAUAUUUGAUUUCAUGGCGCUCAUAGUUGACAGAUGCUUCCAACUUAAAGACCCUUCCGGAAGCUUCUUACUUCCCGGCAUCAUGAUUUUCACCGACUGGCUAGCCUAUUGUGCGGACAAUGCUGUCGUGACCAAUCGCAACAAUGAAAUGGAUGAAAAACAAGCAACGGCUAGAUCCCUCUUUUGGAACAAUUUCGUUUCUUUCCUUAACAAGAUAUUAUCAUCAUUCACUGGGUCCCACCAUGAAGCAGUAAACCGUCUUGCAUUGCCUGAAGACAUUGACUUACGAGGGUUUCUUCCUCUUGUUCCGGGCCAACUCGCUCUCGAUUUUUCUAGAACAAAUUAUUUUGAAAAUGAUGGAAAUAAGGAAAAGAACUCGCGGGUGCAGCGGAUCGUAGCCACUGGAAAGGCUAUUGCUACAAACAUUCGGCUUGGUCAACAAGGAAUCUAUUUUGACUCGAGAUUAAAUAAGUUUUUCUACGGAGUUGAGCCGCCACAUGUUGAAGUUUCUGUUAUAAACCAAGAAAUCAGUGAAGACGUUGAAGACGAAGAUGAGAUUAUUGUCUUCAAGCCCACUGUACCCGAGAAGCAUAUUGAAGAAUCAUCCAAGGGUAUUAUUGCCAGUUCCACUGAUUCCUUAAUCUUACCUGCGGGUUUUUCUUUACAACAGUUUGCACAACCGAACACAUCAAAACCAAUGAUGGGAAAGGAAGAUAUCGAGAAUAGCUUUUCAAAUCUCAACUUAUUUAACGGACAGGAUCAUGCUACUGUCAUACCAUCCAAGUUUGAUUCGGUGAUGACGUCAGCAUCUGGGUAUGAUAGUAUCCCUUCAAAUACAAAAUUUCGUAAGAGUCCAGUGGGUCGACCCGUGAGGCACUCUGGCCCGCCACCUGGCUUCCACAACCCUAAAAACAGGAAUGAAAAUCCAAAUCCAGCUUUAGAUGAUUAUAGUUGGUUGGAUGGGUAUCAACUGCCCUACGCAGGAUCAUACAGUAACGAUGGAUUCGGUAAUUCCUUUAAUGGUCUGCCACUACCGAACAAGCUUUUGAACACACGCAAGACUUCGUUGGGUAUGGAAUGUUUUCCAUUCCCUGGCAAACAGGUUUCCACCACUGUGCCUGCCAACACUGGAAUCGGAAACGGAAAUGGAUGGCUUGAUUAUCAGAUUCCGGAGCGUUCUAGUCUUCAAGAACCAGUUAAGACGGGUAAUGAACAGUUUCUUGCUGUGCCUCAACAAUAUCAAGGUCAAUCGUUGUGGGAAGGUCGUUUCUUUGUGUGAGAUGAUUUUGGUGCAUAGAUGGUUUUGAACAGCGCUACUAAGGUGGAUGAUGUGGAGUGUGACCUGGUACAACCGGUUCAGCCAUCAAAUCAGGCAUACUGGCUGAUGUUUAAAGCUUUUAAUAUGGAGCAUGCAUGGUUAUGGAUAUGGGUUUUGGAUUGUUGCAGGCAUCUGAUUGGUCUAAAGGUGCCGAGUUUUCCAUAUUGGAUGAUUGAAAUUGUUGGUGAGCAAUUUGGGAAGUUGUUGGCUGGCUGGCUUUUGUGGGAUAGCAACGUGAAAGUAUGUGAGAUGUGUUGAAGAAUUGAAAUAUUAAGUAAUACUUAGUAAAGCUUAAUCCUGCUCUGUUUACGGUAUAUUUCUUAUCGAAGGUAACGCCUUUAGAAAUCCAGCAAACCAACCAACCGUCUUUAUCUUUUAUGUUGCGUACUAGUUAUCUUCUUUUUUAUUUUUAUUUUUUUUUGUGAUGGUGCUGUCUUUAAUUUGAAGUUGAUGGGAAUAAGUGACCUACAUAAACGCUUUUGUGUUUCUGAUUAUUGAAGUUGAUGCUUGUAUUAUUGUCAUU